UUUUCUGGAAUGUCUUUCGAACUACACGCUGAUCCGCUGUGGAUGCGUCAAGUUCUCGCUGCCCGGGCACCUGGUAUGAGGGUGUGCGAUGCCAGCAAGAUCAACUGCUACCUAGCUAAGAUUUUGGCUACCGUGAACUCGUUCCGCAGCGUGGCUUAUGAUGAACAGUACUCUCCAGCUGCCAUGAUCAUUUCGUUCAAGGAACGUCACUAUCUGUCGUUGUGGAGACGCGAACUCAUCAGCACAACCGAUGCGUUGGCCAAGUUGGGAGGAUUGAUCGCUCUACUGCUGGGAGCCAGUGCAAUAAGCUUGGGCGAGCUUUUGUACUUUUGCUGCGUGCGACCGCUACGAAGGGAAAGGGGACCUAGGGGUUCACAGAUCGUUGCGUCUUGGAAUGGACAAAACGAUAAUUAAGAACCAUGAUAAAUCAUGUCAAUUCUCCUUCAAUGUUUUAAUUAAAUGCACUGUCUUCAUUAAAAAUUCAAAUCCUCACUUGUUUUCAGUAUAUUUAAAGGUA
Molecule: messenger RNA, 517 nt
Organism: Culex pipiens pallens (northern house mosquito)
Lineage: Eukaryota; Metazoa; Arthropoda; Insecta; Diptera; Culicidae
Exons: 1
Coding region: 10-414 (134 amino acids)
Biological process (GO): sodium ion transport
Cellular component (GO): membrane
Molecular function (GO): sodium channel activity
Source: RefSeq, a predicted model, not a curated record